AUGUCUAAUAUUGGAACACAAGAAAAAGAGUUGUCAUCCCUUCCGGUAACAAAAGCAACAAAAACAGUACGAAUAGUUAUUAUAGCAUUAUUGCUAGAUCUCUUGGCCUUUACAAUUAUUCUGCCGCUAUUUCCUAGGCUAUUACAAGAUUAUCGAGAAAGAGAAGGAGAUGAAACGACUUUGUUAAGUUGGUCUCUUCAUCAAAUACAAAAUUUCAAACAAUUAAUUGGCGGUGAGAGUAAAAAUCCGAAAUGGGAUUUAGUACUUCUCGGUGGUGCUCUGGGUUCUUUAUAUUCAUUUUUACAGUUUGUGGCAUCUCCAUUUAUCGGUACUCUUUCUGAUAGAUAUGGAAGGCGAAAUACUUUAUUAGUGACUAUGAUCGGAAAUAUUCUUUCAACCCUUAUAUGGCUUUUUUCUAAAUCAUUUGGGUUGUUUGUAUUAUCUCGAAUUAUCGCUGGAUUAAGCGAAGGCAAUGUUCAAUUAUCAAUUGCAAUAAUCUCAGACGUUACUUCAAAAGAAUCAAGAUCUAAAGGAUUGGCAUUAGUAGGAAUAGCAUUUUCUAUCUCAUUCACAAUUGGACCUGCUAUAGGAGCAUUUUUUUCUUCCAAAGAUUUAUCACAAACAUUCCCUCAACUUGUUAAAUGGGGGUUAAAUCCUUAUUCUAUGUCUGCAUUAGUCGCACUAACUUUAUUGAGUAUAGAAACAUUAUAUUUAUAUUUAUUUUUACCUGAGACUGUAAACCAUUAUCACAGGUCUCAAAAUUUACAGCCUAGUGAUACUAAAUCAAAUUCAACAAUUUCAUAUCAACAAACAAAUACAGUAUCACAACGUCUUGCAAAUUUAAGGAAUUUAAAUUGGAUUCACUUUCUAUUUUUAUUUUUCUUUUCUGGGAUGGAAUUUACACUCACAUUUCUGACUUUUGAUCUAUUUAAUUUCACUAAUAUGCAAAAUGGAACAUUACUUGGAUAUAUUGGAAUAUUAUCAUCAAUCCUUCAAGGUGGAUAUGUUCGACGUAUGGCGCACAUAGUUGGUGAAAAGCGACUUGUUGUUCAAGGUGUAUUAUGUUGUGCAAUCUCUUUAGCUAUAAUUGCUGCAUUAACAAAGACUACAAAUGGAAUCAUGUGGCUUUAUGUUGGAGCUACUUUUUUAGCAUUCACAUCAGCAACGGUCGUAACUUGCUUAAAUUCUAUAGCAUCAAUGCAAUGUGAUGACUAUGAUGGUGAUGAACAAAACAUGGAAAGCUUAACCCGUAUAGCUAAGGGACAAACAUUAGGAAUGUACCGGUCAUUUGGUCAAUUAGGUCGUGCUGCAGGUCCAAUAAUGGCAUGUGGAUUAUAUUGGAUGGCAGGAUCAGAAAAAUGUUAUGGGUUGGGUGCUUUUUCAAUGUUAAUAAUAUUUGGUAUCGUGAUCGCUAAAGUUCCAUAUAUUCCUACCAAGAGACAAAAAUCAGAAUAA
This is a messenger RNA of Dentiscutata heterogama, 1455 nucleotides long. The record is from the annotation of a GenBank genome assembly. NCBI's taxonomy places the organism in Eukaryota, Fungi, Glomeromycota, Glomeromycetes, Diversisporales, Gigasporaceae.